CCUAAGACCAUAUUGGUUGCUUACUUUGUUCUACGGCACAGCUACCCAAAGAAGAAGAUCAGCUUCGGAAUGACUUCCGUCCCUCAUUGGCUAGUUUUUGAUCUUCUCACAGUUUUUAGGAGUUCGGCGUUGUUCUCGAGUGGGAACUUGUUAAAUAACAAAGGAAAAUCGAUCGAAUAUCGCGUUGACCGCAAGACUAGGAUGCCAGGAUCCCGGAUUACCGGGUGCGAUUCUCGCUCAUCGCUUUCUAUAUAUGUCUAGGUGUUUAAUUUUGAUUACCUAUGCCCUUGCUACUUGCUGCACAAGGAUGUUGGUUUUGUUUAAGCAAGGGCUUGUUCAAGGACUGGGGGAUGUUUGAUGGAGUCAUCAUCGUCGGGCCCGGGGUUAUAAAAUCUCCUCAUGCCACUUCUUUGUGUUUGUGUUCCCUUUACUUUUCUGUUCUGCUGUUGGAAGGCCAAUGAUUGGUGUUGCUUUCUCUUAGGGGUAUACAACACUCGUAAGGAAUAAGGAAAUAAAAGCAAGAGUAUGGCACGCUUAUCAGCCCUCUUCAGCGCUUUCUUACUCGGUGUCGCACACGCGGAUCAGUACAUGAACUUGACGACUCUUACGGGGAGGGAUAAUGUCUCGGUUCUCGAGUGCUGGCAGCUGAGCACACCGUUCGCUACUUCGGAUGUGCCUGGUGUUGCUGGCACGCAGACGCUGGAGUUGGGUGGUUUGGCUAAUGCGACGUAUACGGUUAUACCGCCACGGUUCGAUAGCGGGUUGCACAACGCGCCGGUGAAGCAAUACGUCUGGUUCGUCAGCGGGGUUGCACAUCUGAGUUUGCCGAACGCCACGGGCGAAGCCAUUGUGAAUGGCGGUAGAUACGGACUUAUAUAUGCCGACGAUACGAAGGAUAUCUCCGGCUGGGGACACCUCUCGAGAUACCCCGGUGGUGACCAGACUAUCACGGUGACGUUCCCUGUGCAGGAUGGCGUUAAUCCUAAUCACACGGUGCUACAUGACGGCCCUUGCACCUUGAGCGAGUCGAUGGGUGUGUAGGAUAUGUUGUACGUGGAAAGGAGAUGGGUUAAAAUCUGAUAGGCGUAUGAGUUAUGAUGUCAAGUUUAAGACUUAUAUGGAAGACAGUUGAGAUGUGUGGUGUUCGGAAUGGUCGACCUUCGAGAUGCAUUAUUCCUGUCUUGGUCGCGAUCUCUGUCCCGAAACCCUUGUCAUAACGAUCGGAUGUAUAUGAUACCUUCAAGAAUGUGAAUAUAAUUUAAGAUACCUCUCUAAGCUGUAUAAUAAAAUUUAAGUAUGGCUAUUUGGUGUUGUCGUAUAUGGC
Hypoxylon trugodes is the source of this 1324-nucleotide messenger RNA. RefSeq lists its product as uncharacterized. The transcript has 3 exons. The coding region runs from base 526 to 1041 and encodes 171 amino acids. Lineage: Eukaryota; Fungi; Ascomycota; Sordariomycetes; Xylariales; Hypoxylaceae. The record is from RefSeq and is a predicted model, not a curated record.